GAUGAUGAGAUGGUGGAAGAAUGUAGUGAAAAUAAUUUCUUUGAAUCUGACAGAGAACAGAAAGAAAAGGAUCGGAAAGUGAAAAACACCUAUACUAUGGACCCAGAUCACAGGCUGCUGUUACGAAAUACAAAGCCCUUGCUUCAAAGCCGAAACACUGCUGUGGUAAUGGCAGUUGCACAACUGUACUGGCAUUUGGCACCAAAAUCUGAAGCUGGUAUUGUUUCUAAGUCAUUGGUGCGUUUACUCCGUAGUAAUAGGGAGGUGCAGUAUAUUGUUCUGCAAAACAUUGCCACUAUGUCAAUUCAGAGAAAGGGCAUGUUUGAACCUUAUCUGAAGAGUUUCUAUGUUAGAUCAACUGAUCCAACAAUGAUCAAAACACUGAAGCUUGAAAUCUUGACAAAUUUGGCAAAUGAAGCCAACAUAUCAACUCUGCUUCGAGAAUUUCAGACUUACGUGAAAAGCCAAGAUAAGCAGUUUGCUGCAGCUACAAUUCAGGCUAUAGGCAGAUGUGCAACUAACAUCUCUGAAGUGACUGACACAUGCCUUAACGGACUUGUAUGUUUGCUGUCCAACAGGGAUGAAAUUGUAGUGGCUGAAAGUGUUGUUGUCAUUAAGAAACUACUGCAAAACCAGCCAGCUCACCAUGGUGAAAUUAUUAAGCAUAUGGCCAAACUCUUGGAUAACAUUACAGUUCCAGUUGCCAGAGCCAGCAUUCUCUGGCUCAUCGGUGAGUACUGUGAACGAGUUCCAAAGAUCUCACCUGAUGUUUUGAGGAAGACAGCCAAGAGCUUCACUAAUGAAGAUGACCUUGUAAAGUUGCAGAUCUUAAAUUUGGGGGCAAAACUCUACUUAACAAACUCAAAACAGACAAAAUUGCUUACCCAGUAUGUAUUAAAUCUCGGCAAGUAUGAUCAAAGCUAUGACAUCAGAGACCGUACAAGAUUUAUUAGGCAGCUUAUUGUUCCGAAUGAGAAGAGUGGAGCUUUAAGCAAAUAUGCCAAAAAAAUAUUUCUGGCACAGAAACCUGCUCCGUUGCUUGAGUCUCCUUUUAAAGAUCGGGAUAAUUUCCAGCUUGGCACCUUGUCUCACACGCUGAACAGCCAAGCCACUGGUUACCUGGAGCUGUCCGACUGGCCAGAGGUGGCGCCUGAUCCCUCUGUCCGAAAUGUUGACGUAACCGAGUCGGCAAAGGAAUGGGCUGGACUUCUAGGUAAGACAAAGAAAGAGAAACCUACUGAAAAGUUCUACUCUGAGUCAGAAGAGGAGGAAGAUGAGUCUGCCAGUACCAGUUCAUCAGAGAGCAAGUCUGGCAGUGAAAGUGAAGAUAAGGAGGAAGGCAGUGGUGAUGAGAGUAGUGGGAGUUCCACUUCCAAUGAAGAAUCAAGUGACGGGGAAUCAGACAGUAAACAAGGCACUGUAAAGAAGAAGUCUAGAGCUACUGCUGCAAGUGGUUCAGAGGACAUUACAAAGAAACCAAAGGGGAUCUCCAAAAAGAGAAGUACAUCUAGUUCCUCUGAUACGGAGUCCAGUUCAUCCGAAGAAAGUUCGUCAGAUUCUAAGUCAGAAUCAGAUUCUAAAAGUGACUCUGAGUCUGGAAAAUCUGGAAGUGCUGCCUCUAGUAAG
Messenger RNA from Mesitornis unicolor (brown roatelo), 1626 nucleotides. Its product is annotated as AP-3 complex subunit beta-1-like. Gene Ontology annotation, biological process: anterograde synaptic vesicle transport; intracellular protein transport; vesicle-mediated transport. The annotation marks the transcript as partial. The record is from RefSeq and is a predicted model, not a curated record. The transcript is spliced from 13 exons. Gene Ontology annotation, cellular component: membrane coat. Lineage: Eukaryota; Metazoa; Chordata; Aves; Mesitornithiformes; Mesitornithidae.